AUGGCUUGUUCCAAAGGGUUAAGUACUGAGAGGUUGAAGGAAGAUAGAAUAAGCCAAUUACCAGAUGCUUUGUUAAGUCAAAUACUUAAUCAUCUUCCCACAAUCGAGGAAGCUGUGAAGACAAGUGUUUUAUCUACCAGAUGGAGGACUCUCUGGCUUUUGGUUCCUCGUUUGAAACUGGACUUUAAGAAAUUCCCAAGUUUCAAUGCCUUUUUGAGUUUUGGUAACUGGUUUUUCGAUUCCGACAGGGUUACAUGCAUAGAGAAACUCAGGUUAUAUAUUGAUGACAAUGAUGCAUCAUCCUAUCUCACAUCAUGGAUCGGUGCCUCGGUAAAGCGUAAGGUUCAGCGUCUUUUGGUUGAUCACGUUACUCGAGAUGCUUAUUCUCAUUCUCAUGAGAUGCCACUUAGUCUCUAUGUUUGUGAGUCACUGGUGUGUCUAAGACUCUAUAGGCUGACUUUGGUUGCUCCUGAGCUUGUUUCUUUACCUUGUCUAAAGAUCCUCCGUUUAAGUGAUAUUGUGUUUACCAACGAGACCACAUUUGAGAGACUUGUCUCGUCCUGCCCUGUGCUGGAAUACUUAAAGGUUGACGUUGUAUGGAAUGAUGAAAACGUCUGUCGGGUUCAUUCUCGGUCACUGAAGUGGCUCCGUUUAACACGACGACCUUCUCCUCUCCGGAAUCUCCGGAUUGAGUAUUGUGACCCGGGAGUUGAGAUUGAUGCUCCUCUGCUGUGCUCUUUGAGAAUCCAUGAUACCAUAUCAGAAAGCUAUACAUUUAGUGAUCUGGAGUCCAAUGACAAGUUUGAUUUAUCUAUCCUUUGUGGUACGGGCCAAGCAAAGACAAAAGUCGUCCAAAAGUGUCUCACUUUGAUUUCGAGGAUCAGAGAUUUGACAAUAUGUUCACAAACUUUUGCGGUGAUGAUCAAUCGAUACUCAAAAUAUAGUCCGCUACCACUACCUCAAUUUAGUAACAUGUCCAGUCUAUACAUUACACUCAACGCACCAGAUAUUGAAGCGUUUCUAAUCUUUCUUAGGAGCUGCCCGAAUCUGAAAUCCCUUAUCUUAGUGAAGGGACGUGUUGGUUGUUACGAUCGACUGUGUCCCAAGAGGGAGAUGAAACGACUUAGCAUUUCACCUGUGCCAGAGUGUUUGCUAUCGUCCCUCGAGUUUGUUGAAUUCAAAUCCCCAAUUUUUGGACUAUCUCCAGAGAUAAAGCUAGUAUGGUACUUGCUAGAGAAUUCUGCCACCCUCAAGAAACUCACUCUAUGUUUGAACUCUAGUUCAACAAAAGAUGACUUAGUCAAGAUCCCAAGGGUUUCUACUGAAUGUGAAGUCAUUUUUCUCUAA
This is a messenger RNA of Camelina sativa (false flax), 1347 nucleotides long. NCBI's taxonomy places the organism in Eukaryota, Viridiplantae, Streptophyta, Magnoliopsida, Brassicales, Brassicaceae. The record is from RefSeq and is a predicted model, not a curated record.